This is a messenger RNA of Priapulus caudatus, 978 nucleotides long. RefSeq lists its product as uncharacterized. The transcript is spliced from 3 exons. The record is from RefSeq and is a predicted model, not a curated record. The coding region runs from base 98 to 538 and encodes 146 amino acids. NCBI's taxonomy places the organism in Eukaryota, Metazoa, Priapulida, Priapulimorpha, Priapulimorphida, Priapulidae.
AUUUAACAAUUUAUUACACUUCUGCAUUUGGGAAUAUAUAAGCCUAUAUGACAAGUGAAAUUAUUACCAGAUCUGUGUGCAGUGCAACUACUAGAUAAUGGCGUUUUGUGUGUACGCCUUCGCGGCAGCCAUAGUUCUACUGGUGACUGUGGAAGCGCAGGUUAACACCAAAUUCCCAGAUUGUAAAGCGCUGGCGGAGGCCACAGUCCGAUCAGGUGAACGUUGCCCCACGUCGCGGCUGUGGACGAGAUGCACAGAAGAGGAAGCAGUACUGGAAUGCACGCCAUCAUGUCCAAACGUUUUUACGGAAUGUCACGACGGCGGUAAAGCCGGGUUUUAUUUGGUUACUGUGCGCAAUAGAGCUAACUGUAAAUGUAUCUUGAAUGAUGGAAAUGAAAUCCUGGUACCGGGCUUUAGGAUUCCGUACGGGGGCAGACCACCGAAGAUGUGCAAUCCAGUGAAUUGCAACUGUCCACCCGAUGCUACGAUUGUACAGGAAGUACCGUCACCAUGCCCCAGUAUGAACAAGACUGUAUAGAUUACUACAGCCGUUAUAUGUCCUUAACCUGGGCAGUCGAUAUAGUCUCCCGAAAAGUGCCUUGUGGAGAAAAAUUGAAUAAAUGUGUAAUAAACGAAUAAGCCUAAUAAAUGUAACUAAAUAAUAAUUCUAAGCUAAGCGUAGUAAAUAAUAGAAUGAGGUUAUCCCGUCAAGUAUAAUCAUAUUCUACAUGUAGUUUAUUUCUUGAAGUCACUUUCAAAAAACGCAUUCUCUCAUUCCCAAGUUGAAUCACGAAGUCGAGCCCUAAAGAAAUUUGUCCGAUCUAGUCACCCAAUAGAACUGCUUUAGCAUACUUGAGUUAAAACGCAUAUGAGUUAUAAUUCACAUAGAUUAUGUUUAGGGCCGCCCCCUAUGCAUGAUAGUCAUGCCAAUAUUUGUACUAAAUGUUUAUGAUUGCAAGAGAAAUAAAUUGCUUGAUU